UUUCUAGAUGAUUGGUGACGUGAAGUCGAUUCUUGCUGGAGAAACCAAGGAAAAGGAUGAUCCGACUGCCAAACCAUUGUCUCUUAUGGGACAUAAGAAGUCUAGUACGAAACGUCCAGAAACGUUCAAAAGGCCAGAGAAAAUGCAUAGAGAAUUAUACAACUUAAUCGGCAAUGCUGAAACGAAAGAAGCUGGUGCAGUGGUUCCGACAGAAAUCAGGAAGGGAUUUCGUCAACUGAAUGCCCAGCUUGCUGGACGCCCUGCUCGGAAGUACAAGUGGGUGCCUUUUAUAAACGAGGCUCGCAACGAUAAUCUUCAGUUAUAUCAUUGGCAAAGAGUUGAUAAACUUGAGAAUCCGGAACCGUAUCCAUUUGCAAAGUUCAAUAAGGUCAUCAAUAUUCCUGAUUUUACCGACGAGGAAUAUGAAAAGUACUUCAAAGUAGCAAAGUGGACACUGGAAGAAACACGACAUCUUUUUGAUGUAUGUCGUCGCUUCGACAUCCGGUGGCCCAUCGUGCAUGAUCGCUUUGAUAAAGAGAAGUAUGGUCAGCGAUCUAUGGAAGAUUUGAAGGAUCGGUUUUACGCCAUUACGAAUGAGCUAGCCCUACUCAAGGAUCCAAACUGCGAGCCCAUCUGCUUUGACGCGGAUCAUGAGAGGCGACGCAAGGAGCAGUUGAAUAAGCAAUGGAAUCGAACAAAGGAGCAGCUGGAAGAGGAGGAAAUGUUGCUCGCGGAAUUGAAACGUAUUGAAGUUCGUAAGAGAGAACGUGAGAAGAAAGCGCAGGACUUGCAAAAGCUUAUUAAUAUGGCUGAAGCUCCAGCAAGCCCUUCAGUCAGUGGAACAUGUAUGUCGCCUGCUUUGGGUAAAAAGAAAGGCACUAUGCGACAAAAAGCUAGCUCAGCGGCAGCGAAUAGCACGACAACGUUCAACUUCAACCCUGUGGAUAUCUCUGUUUCUGCUAUCCGAUUCCCUGAAUUCAAAUCAGCUGGUGCACAUUUGCGAAGUCAGGAGAUGAAGCUUCCAACAAACAUUGGUCAAAAGAAGUUGAAGAACAUUGAAGUGGUCUUGAGCAAGUGCAAACUGGAUAUGAAUCCUAUGGGCACAGAGGCGAUUGUAGCUGCUUAUAACGAGUUUCGAUCGCAGAUUAUUUUGUUGCUGGAGUUGAAGUCAACUCUACAAACAGCCGAGUUUGAACUUGAAACGUUACGUAAUAGGAUGGUUGAGGAAGGAAAAGAGCCUUUUGAAAUUGAACCGCGAAUGCGAAUCUCGACAGUGCCUGAGAAUGGGCUGGACCCUGAAGAAGUUACGGGCGAUGAAGGUGCACCAGCCACCACGCGGCGAAUCACGGCUUGCAUUGACACCUCGUCCUCUGCUAACCCUCUCCUGGUUCGCAAAAGGAAACUUGGCACCGGCUCAUUAGACGUCACGAGAACAAGAAGGACGUAGUGAACAUUGCGGGUAAACUUGCAAGUUUAUAGAUAUUGUUUAUAUGUCUUCAUUAUUUAUGUAAUAAAAUAAA
Cylicocyclus nassatus is the source of this 1520-nucleotide messenger RNA. The record is from the annotation of a GenBank genome assembly. NCBI's taxonomy places the organism in Eukaryota, Metazoa, Nematoda, Chromadorea, Rhabditida, Strongylidae.